ACAGAGGAUCGGCAUCGCAGUCACACGAGCAAGCUACAUGUAUGUCAGUAUGUGGCAUGCUCGCAUUGUUCUGACGUCCGACUCCAAACCUCUAUGCAGCCAUACACUACCUACGUGUGUUAUAGCUUCUCCGGGAAGCCAUAUUUCUGCAGUUCCAACUCCGAAGACGAAGAGCAUCGAAAUAGUUAUCAACAAGUCUGCUACACAUUUAUUUUUUCAUCAGUACCUGCACGCUGCGCAGCGAGAAGAAAGAGUUUUUUGCCUCUGGGAAGAAGAGACAGCUGUGCACAUCUUUUGCUGCGCCAUCGCUUCCGCCUCGCCAGUGUAUUCCACCCUCUGUGAGUACGCACUUGCGUCCAGUUGUCUUUCCUCAAGUCGAGAGCAGAAAUGCACCGCACAAGUCCACUAGCACUGUCACCCAGCGGCGAGGAGCCUUCUCGGGACAUGAAGCUCUUACACCCUGCGCCUAAAUCAUGUAGAAGCGUCAGCGAGGGCUCAAUGGAAGGCACCGCCACCGAUUCAUCCCUGGGCUAUGGCACUCUAACGCGAAAGAAAAGCUCAACAGGCAGUCGUUACUCGACUGGGUCGUCCUGGAGUCGCCGUUCUUCAUCCGCAUCCACCCAUUCAUCAUUCACCUCCUCCAAGCGCUCCUCAAGGACCUCGUUUGGCGAUAUAAGCGCUUCCGAAUCUUCCGAUGGCUCGUUGACGCCGCGCUCAUUGCCAGCAAUAUUCCGCGUGCGCUCAGCAUCUGCCUCCUCGUCGGAUAUAUCCUGUGGGCAGCGGCCCCGCGGAAGCAGUUUUGGGGACGAUGCGGACACCUGCAAAAGCUGUAAGGACUCUGAUAACAGGCAACUCUCAUCGUACUGGAGUGGCGAGGACGGUGUCGCGGAAAACAGAGUCGCCGAGCAAGAGAGAGAACUGGAAGAAGCUGUCACGGAACUGGCCAUAGAGCGAGGCAGGACAGCCAAGAUGGCCAACAUGUUGGAGGAACAAGAAAAGGAGAGACUGCUGUUUGCGUGCCGCACUCUGCACGGAGUGGAGGUUAUGAAGAAGGAGUUUGAGAAGCUGAACAAAGCGAACGAGAAGUCUGGUGUACCAGCACAGGUGCUUCUGCCGCCCGGAUUGAACACGGCGUGGAAGUCCAAGACCAGUCUGCCGUGCGCAGUGGAAAACCCAAACUGCACGCUGUGGAAUGGCGACAUCAUCGUCGGCGGGCACACGUCACAUGACGCCACGGCCGUGGUGCUGCGCUACAAUGUGAUUCUGGACACCUGGAGUGCCUUCCCUACCCAGGAGUGGAUCCGCGUUGACAGUGUGUUCACGCACGACGACGAUCUGUACAUCAUGACGCAGACGGACAUACAAACACCCGGUGCAAUCUAUCGGUGGACCGAGAAGACAGAAGCCGAUGGCGAGGAUACGUGGCAGCAUGUCACGACUCUUCCAUCGGCCCACGGCCUCGGCUCUGCAGUGUGCGUUGGCUCACAGCUCAUAGUCACCGGCGGUGUGUCCGGCAAUCGUUACAGUGUGGCGGUGGACGUGUUUCAGUUCAGCACUCGCCGAUGGUCAUGCCUGCCGAACAUGAAGACAAAGCGAUGCUUCCACAGCUCGUUGGCUCAGGGAAACGAUGUUAUGUUCAUAUAUGGAGGCACGUGCUCGGGUGGCGCAUCGGAAAGUUGCUCCGUGGAGCAAUUCGAUCUCAACCAGCCGUCUUCCUACGACACAGUUGUGAAGCUGCCACACCUCGCCUCAUCCCUGGCUCACUCCACGUCCCUGUUUUUCUCAUGCGGCGGACUGGAGGAGCAGAGUGGCAAGAUGACACCGAGUGCACAGUUCAGUGUCUGGUCCGCAGUCGACCCGGCCAAGAUGCCGGUGAACGAAUGGGUGUCCCUGCCACAGCUGUCAGCUCCCCGUGCGCACACCGCGCUCUGCUUUACCUCGCCGAAGACGGUGCUCGCAAUCGGUGGAGCUGUCCGCAUGUCCGUGGAUGACGCUGAUGAAUGGAGUACAGCUGUCGAGGAACUAACAAUACCAUGAAGCUACUGUCAAUUGCAUCAUUUUAACCUCAGUCUAGUCUUUCGUGCACUCAUUGACCACUGUAUUAAUACUUUCAGUAACAGAUAAUUCUAGAAGCAUGAUAAUGUUCGAAAAGAAUACAUAUUUCUGUCUCCACGUCGAUUAUUUUAGCUUUGGCUGAUUGCUUGUGAGCUCUGCAUUUGAAGUCUUCUGAAUCAAUAACAUUUCUUUUAAAGUUUUCUAUUAUGCCUGUAGACUUUGUCAGAGCUAACCAUCAUUCUCCAAGUUUGCCUCGACUAACUGAUACGGUGUUUCAGCAUUGUUUCUCUCCACCGCUCACUAGGCUGUACCCUGAUAGCUCACCUAUUUGACGUUGAUGAACCAGCUAAAGCAUGAUUGCAUUCCUUGUCAUUCAUCCAUGCUGUAUACAUGUACAAUGCAUUAUACUUCGAGAGUAGAUCUACAUGUACGCAUGUACGCAUGUAUGCGAUACUAUCUUUUAAAUAAGUUCUCGUAACAUUUUGUCCUCCUUUUUCACCAUAAAUAAGUUCUCGUAACAUUUUACUUUUCAUUCAUAAGAACAUAGUGCUAGUGGUAGGUUCACAUCUUACACCACAUUCUCUUAUUUUCACAAACGUUUAUCUGAUCUUUUGCUGGCGGAAGACAGGAAAACUCUGCAAAGUGCCA
This is a messenger RNA of Sycon ciliatum, 2703 nucleotides long. RefSeq lists its product as uncharacterized. The record is from RefSeq and is a predicted model, not a curated record. Bases 388 to 2037 code for a protein of 549 amino acids. Gene Ontology annotation, molecular function: protein binding. The transcript has 3 exons. Lineage: Eukaryota; Metazoa; Porifera; Calcarea; Leucosolenida; Sycettidae.